Trichobilharzia regenti is the source of this 914-nucleotide messenger RNA. The record is from the annotation of a GenBank genome assembly. NCBI's taxonomy places the organism in Eukaryota, Metazoa, Platyhelminthes, Trematoda, Strigeidida, Schistosomatidae.
GGUGAAAUGGAUUCGACACAUUAAUCAUGAAAGUAUAUAUAUAUAUCGGUGGCAUCUAUUCAAUGCUUCAUGAUGGACCCUACAAUUCUGUUGUAUUCAAAGAGAAAUUUUUUCCUAUUCUUAUAAAUUAAAACAACCAGCAAAGGUUAAUGAAGCAGGAUUUAGUGAAUUCAUCAAAUUUCGGUAGAACUCGUCAGUUGAAUACUCUACAUCCACGGAUAUAUAUAGACACUCCAAACUGCGUAUAUCAAUUUGAGUGUGUUUGUGGAAGCAAAUAUAUAGGUCGUACGGAAAGGCAAUUGUCUACUCGCAUGAUGGAGCAUUUGCCAAAAUGGUUGGAAACAGCUGAGUGCAAAGUGUCAAAAUCCUCAGUAACAAAACAUCUUGUGGACUACGGACACGAUAUCGACGAUGUCAAGUCACUCACUAGUGUCAGCAAACAAAGAAACAAGAAAAUUCUUGUAAUUCGAGUUUAUAAACCAGGUCUCUGUGUACAAAAGGAGAUGGUCGUGACUCUGAAUCUACCAUGGUAAUACGUUUUACUUAUUAUUCUACCUAUUAUUAUUCUUGAUUCAUUUAAAACUAUCCUUUAUCAGUAGGAUUAUCUUAACUCACUUCAGCACUACUAUUAUUAUUGGUAUUAUAACUAUUACUAUUGAUAUUAGUCUGUUUGCAAUUCUUGUUAUAUCCCCUUAUGUCUAAUUGUUUAUCUGAGUGAUGUAAUUGAAGCGUAAUGCAAUUUAUCUUAAUUUUGAUCUCUCAUACUCUCUCCCUUUAUCUAUUUGAAUAAGGCCUGGAAAACAUUCGAACCUGUCUUUCUGCAUGAUAAAUUCAAUGUGAUCCAUUUGCUUAUCAGUCUUAUAUCUCUCAGUAUCAUUCUGAUGGUAUAUAUAUCCCUGUAUGUAGAGUAUUCA